Messenger RNA from Heterobasidion irregulare TC 32-1, 306 nucleotides. RefSeq lists its product as uncharacterized. The transcript has 2 exons. The annotation marks the transcript as partial. Lineage: Eukaryota; Fungi; Basidiomycota; Agaricomycetes; Russulales; Bondarzewiaceae. The record is from RefSeq and is a predicted model, not a curated record.
AUGGGUUCACGCGCGGCAGCCGGUUUCAAAGGCCAAUUUGACAACUUCGAGAAGACGCAACCUGGAUACUAUGGCGAACUAGGUUCGAUGGUCAUUCACCAAACACUCUACAAUUUGUUUCCAUUUUCGUCCAUCGAUGUAGACAGCAUCGCGCCGCUCACUUAUACGGACUUCAUCAAUCGCAUAUUAGUGCCCGAGGCUGCUUUGGCGCUCAUCAUGGAGGACAUGGGACAAGGUCUGGAGGAGGCUGCUCGUACUAUGCAUCACAGCGCCGCGUACGGUGUAGCGAUGUUUCCUGACAGUGGG